CUCUCGCAAGAGCUACAAACAAAAUAUAAUAAUAGUAUUUUUUUUUCUUCUCUUCCUGCUUAGGACUUUAAUUAAUUAUAUAAUAUGUAUAUAGUCUAAAGUUGGAAGCUUUGUAUUCUUGUGUAUGAUGGUUGUGUUGUGUGAGUUCUCAAGGGAAGCAAAGUCCUCUCUUUCACACCUUUCAGUCUCAAAACCGUGGGAAGAAGAAUCUAGGGUUUAACAGCACCACCCCGAGUCCAUCAAGGUCUGUGCUUUGAUGCUUUUUUCUUCUUCUUUUUCACUGGGAAAUUCGGUCGUUUUUUUUUCUGAAGGAGGUUUUGCUGCAACUUGUGAGGCACCCUCAGUUUGUUCUGAUUCCAAGGUUGUUCCUUGUUGCCAAAAAACAUGCCUUUUUUUCUUCAUGAUUUAAAAUUUUGAGACUUUAACCUGAAAUCCUGUUUUUAUGGCUCCUUGUCUGGUGAAAAAAUGGGAUUUUUUUCAUCUGGGUCGUUUUAUCUGCCACAUAAGGCUGAAUGUCUCGUAUGUUUGUGGAUAAGUGGGGUGGUUUUUUAGUAUUCUGGUGUUCCUUGGUUUGGUUUCUUUUUUCUUCCCUUUUUUUUAUAAAUUUUUUAGAGGCUAACAUGGAGGAGGUUGAGCAAGCUAAUAGAGUAGCUGUUGAAAGCUGCCAUAGGGUUCUGAGUUUGUUGUCUCAACCAAGGGAUCAGGUUCAGCAUAGGAAUUUAAUGGUGGAAACCGGUGAAACUGUGGUGAGGUUCAAGAAGGUUGUUUCCAUGCUUCACAAUGGUUUGGGUCAUGCAAGAGUGAGGAAACUUAAAAACCCUCAAAUCCCCUCUUCCCACCAAAGCAUCUUCUUAGACAACCCCAAUUGCAAAACCUUAACCAACAACAACAACAACAACCAUCACUCAAAAAAAAAUCUAUACUUUCCCCAAACCAGCUACCCUGACAAUUCAGUUCAGGAACAUGGUUCAACCAUUAAGAAUUCUCUCUCUCUUGGACAACCCUCUUUGGAAUUGAGCUCCAAUGGGAAAAGUCCUCUUCACCUCACACAGCAGGGUUCAUCAAAUCACUAUCACUUCUUUCAGCAGCAGCAACAGCAAAGGUUGUUGCAGCAGCAGCAGCAACAACAACAAAUCAAGCAUCAAGCUGAAAUGUUGUUCCGAAGGAACAAUAGUGGCAUAAACCUGAAUUUUGACAGCACUAGCUGCACACCAACAAUGUCAUCCACUAAGUCUUUUAUUUCUUCCUUGAGCAUAGAUGGAAGUGUGGCUAACUUGGAUGGAAGUGCCUUCCAUUUAAUAGGAGCUCCACACUCUUCUGAUCAGAAUUCGCAACAGCCUAAGAGAAAAUGUUCUGCCAGAGGCGAUGAGGGAAGCUUGAAAUGUGGGAGCAGUGCUAGAUGUCAUUGCUCUAAGAAGAGGAAACAUAGAGUGAAGAGGGCAAUUAAGGUGCCUGCUAUCAGCAACAAACUUGCAGAUAUCCCUCCUGAUGAUUAUUCGUGGAGGAAGUAUGGACAGAAGCCAAUCAAGGGCUCUCCUCACCCUAGGGGAUAUUACAAGUGCAGCAGCAUGAGAGGGUGUCCUGCAAGGAAGCAUGUUGAGAGGUGCUUGGAAGAGCCUACCAUGCUAAUUGUCACCUAUGAAGGUGAACAUAACCACCCCAAGUUACCAACACAAUCUGCAAAUGCAUGAAACUAUGUGGAGAGCUUAACCAGAUCAAGCCAAUCAUUCAAUUCGUCAAAUCCUCUAUGUGAUUGGCUUGAGAUGCUGCUGUACAUAUUUUUAGUGAUGCAAACAAGCAGGGAUGGAUAAUAUUGUUGGCGCAGAUUUUGUCUUUUGGAUAGUUUGGCUAUCCAGCCGUUUUAUUUAGAGGGUGAGGAUGAGGAUCACUGAUUAAAUGAACAAAGUCUGUAAAAUUAGCUAGUUUCAAUUCCUAAGAACUAUUUAAUCUUUCUUAAGCCUGUUAUAAACAUCUCAAGGUUUUCUAAAUGAAUGAAAAUGCCUUUGAAAAAUGGUAA
Glycine soja is the source of this 2017-nucleotide messenger RNA. RefSeq names its product probable WRKY transcription factor 21. The coding region runs from base 513 to 1691 and encodes 392 amino acids. The record is from RefSeq and is a predicted model, not a curated record. Gene Ontology annotation, molecular function: sequence-specific DNA binding; DNA-binding transcription factor activity. The transcript has 3 exons. NCBI's taxonomy places the organism in Eukaryota, Viridiplantae, Streptophyta, Magnoliopsida, Fabales, Fabaceae. Gene Ontology annotation, biological process: regulation of DNA-templated transcription.